CGGGGAGGGGAGCUGCCCGCGCGCUCCGUCCCCCUCCCCCCUGGGCGGGCGGGCCGGCGGCCGGGGGGAGGGCGGGCGGCGGCGGCGGCCCGCUGUAUAUAUCUCCGCGCACCCCGCCAGGUCGCGCACAGCUCCCCGAGCCCAGGCGCCUCCCCGCCCCCUCCCCGUGCUCCGCGGCGGCGGCGGCGGCAGCAAUAGCAGCAAUAUGGCUGUUGAUGGGUGUUCGGGGUGGCGCUGGCGGCGGGAGGAGCUCCCCCGAGCCCCUGCGCCGGCUGCCCGUUGCUAGCUAUGGCAAAUGGUGGCGGCAGCGGCGGCAGCAGCGGCGGCGGCGGUGGCGGCGGAGGCAGCGCUCUUAGAAUGAGUAGCAAUAUACACGCGAACCAUCUCAGCCUAGACGCGUCCUCCUCCUCCUCCUCUUCCUCCUCCUCUUCUUCCUCCUCCUCCUCUUCCUCCUCGUCCUCGGUCCACGAGCCCAAGAUGGAUGCGCUCAUCAUCCCGGUGACCAUGGAGGUGCCGUGCGACAGCCGGGGCCAGCGCAUGUGGUGGGCUUUCCUGGCCUCCUCCAUGGUGACUUUCUUCGGGGGCCUCUUCAUCAUCUUGCUUUGGCGGACGCUCAAGUACCUGUGGACCGUUUGCUGCCACUGCGGGGGCAAGACGAAGGAGGCCCAGAAGAUUAACAAUGGCUCAAGCCAGGCGGACGGCACUCUCAAGCCAGUGGACGAAAAAGAGGAGGCGGUGGCAGCCGAGGUCGGCUGGAUGACCUCCGUGAAAGACUGGGCGGGGGUGAUGAUAUCUGCCCAGACGCUGACCGGCAGAGUCCUGGUUGUCUUAGUCUUUGCUCUCAGCAUUGGUGCACUUGUAAUAUACUUCAUAGAUUCGUCAAACCCAAUAGAAUCCUGCCAGAAUUUCUACAAAGAUUUCACAUUACAGAUCGACAUGGCUUUCAACGUGUUCUUCCUUCUCUACUUUGGCUUGCGGUUUAUUGCAGCCAAUGAUAAGCUGUGGUUCUGGCUGGAAGUGAACUCUGUAGUAGAUUUCUUCACGGUCCCCCCCGUGUUUGUGUCUGUGUACUUAAACAGAAGUUGGCUUGGUUUGAGAUUUUUAAGAGCUCUCAGGCUGAUCCAGUUUUCAGAAAUUUUGCAGUUUCUGAAUAUCCUGAAAACAAGUAAUUCCAUCAAGCUGGUGAAUCUGCUCUCCAUAUUUAUCAGCACAUGGCUAACAGCAGCCGGCUUCAUCCAUUUGGUGGAGAAUUCAGGGGACCCAUGGGAAAAUUUCCAAAACAACCAGGCCCUUACCUACUGGGAGUGUGUCUAUUUGCUCAUGGUGACCAUGUCCACUGUUGGUUACGGGGAUGUUUAUGCAAAAACCACGCUCGGGCGUCUCUUCAUGGUCUUCUUCAUCCUCGGGGGACUGGCCAUGUUUGCCAGCUACGUCCCUGAAAUCAUAGAGUUAAUAGGAAACCGCAAGAAAUACGGGGGCUCCUAUAGUGCGGUUAGUGGAAGAAAGCACAUUGUGGUCUGUGGACACAUCACGCUGGAGAGCGUUUCCAACUUCCUGAAGGACUUUCUGCACAAGGACCGGGAUGAUGUCAACGUGGAGAUUGUCUUUCUUCACAACAUUUCCCCUAACCUGGAGCUUGAAGCUCUGUUCAAACGACAUUUUACUCAGGUGGAAUUUUACCAGGGUUCAGUCCUCAAUCCACACGAUCUUGCGAGAGUCAAGAUAGAGUCAGCAGAUGCGUGCCUAAUCCUUGCCAAUAAGUACUGCGCAGACCCCGAUGCUGAAGAUGCCUCCAACAUCAUGAGAGUCAUCUCCAUAAAGAACUACCACCCGAAGAUAAGAAUAAUCACUCAGAUGCUGCAGUAUCAUAACAAGGCCCAUCUGCUAAACAUCCCAAGCUGGAAUUGGAAAGAGGGGGAUGAUGCAAUCUGCCUCGCAGAGCUGAAGCUGGGGUUCAUCGCCCAGAGCUGCCUGGCUCAAGGCCUCUCCACCAUGCUUGCCAACCUCUUCUCCAUGAGGUCAUUCAUAAAGAUUGAGGAAGACACGUGGCAGAAAUACUACUUGGAAGGAGUCUCAAAUGAAAUGUACACAGAAUAUCUCUCCAGUGCCUUCGUGGGUCUGUCCUUCCCUACUGUUUGUGAGCUGUGUUUUGUGAAGCUCAAGCUUCUAAUGAUAGCCAUUGAGUACAAGUCCGCCAACCGAGAGAGCCGUAUAUUAAUUAAUCCUGGAAACCACCUUAAGAUCCAAGAAGGUACUUUAGGAUUUUUCAUCGCAAGCGAUGCCAAAGAAGUUAAAAGGGCAUUUUUUUACUGCAAGGCCUGUCAUGAUGACAUCACGGAUCCCAAAAGAAUAAAAAAAUGCGGCUGCAAACGGCUUGAAGAUGAGCAGCCGUCAGCACUGUCACCCAAAAAAAAGCAGCGCAACGGAGGCAUGCGGAACUCACCCAGCUCCUCGCCCAAGCUGAUGAGGCAUGACCCCUUGUUAAUUCCCGGCAAUGAUCAGAUUGACAACAUGGACUCCAACGUGAAGAAGUAUGACUCUACUGGGAUGUUUCACUGGUGUGCACCCAAGGAGAUAGAGAAAGUCAUCCUGACUCGAAGUGAAGCCGCCAUGACCGUCCUGAGUGGCCACGUGGUGGUCUGCAUCUUUGGCGAUGUCAGUUCAGCCCUGAUUGGCCUCCGGAACCUGGUGAUGCCACUCCGUGCCAGCAACUUUCACUACCACGAGCUCAAGCACAUCGUGUUUGUGGGUUCCAUUGAGUACCUCAAGCGGGAAUGGGAGACUCUUCAUAACUUUCCCAAAGUGUCCAUAUUGCCUGGUACGCCGUUAAGUCGGGCUGAUUUAAGGGCCGUCAACAUCAACCUCUGUGACAUGUGCGUUAUCCUGUCAGCCAAUCAGAAUAAUAUUGAUGAUACUUCGCUGCAGGACAAGGAAUGCAUCUUGGCGUCGCUCAACAUCAAAUCUAUGCAGUUUGAUGACAGCAUCGGGGUCUUGCAGGCUAAUUCCCAAGGAUUCACACCUCCAGGAAUGGACAGAUCCUCUCCGGAUAACAGCCCGGUACAUGGGAUGUUACACCAGCCCUCCAUCACAACUGGGGUCAACAUCCCCAUCAUCACUGAACUAGUGAACGAUACUAAUGUUCAGUUUCUGGACCAAGACGAUGACGAUGACCCCGACACAGAGCUGUACCUCACGCAGCCGUUUGCAUGUGGGACAGCAUUUGCCGUCAGCGUCCUGGAUUCACUCAUGAGCGCGACAUACUUCAAUGACAACAUCCUCACCCUGAUACGGACCCUGGUGACCGGAGGAGCCACGCCGGAGCUGGAGGCUCUGAUUGCCGAGGAGAAUGCGCUGCGCGGGGGCUACAGCACCCCCCAGACGCUGGCCAAUAGGGACCGCUGCCGCGUGGCCCAGUUAGCACUGCUGGACGGGCCCUUUGCGGACCUGGGGGAUGGUGGUUGUUAUGGUGAUCUGUUCUGCAAAGCUCUGAAAACAUAUAAUAUGCUUUGUUUUGGAAUUUAUCGGCUGAGAGAUGCUCACCUCAGCACCCCCAGCCAAUGCACGAAGAGGUAUGUCAUCACCAACCCCCCGUACGAGUUUGAGCUCGUGCCGACGGACCUGAUCUUCUGCUUAAUGCAGUUUGACCACAACGCCGGCCAGUCCCGGGCCAGCCUCUCCCAUUCCUCCCACUCGUCCCAGUCCUCCAGCAAGAAGAGCUCCUCCGUUCACUCCAUCCCAUCCACAGCAAACCGACAGAACCGGCCCAAGUCCCGGGAGUCCCGAGACAAACAGAAUGCAACAAGGAUGAAUAGAAUGGGCCAAGAAAAGAAAUGGUUUACAGAUGAACCGGAUAAUGCCUAUCCCAGAAACAUUCAAAUCAAGCCCAUGAGUACCCACAUGGCUAACCAGAUCAACCAAUAUAAAUCCACAAGCAGCUUGAUUCCACCAAUCAGAGAAGUUGAAGAUGAAUGUUGACUCCCAGGAGACCAGAACUAUUUUUUUAAAGCCUGACAAACUUCAUAAAUGGUGACGUGACUUUUCUUCCUCUUACAUGCUGAAUCACUGGUGGAAACGUUAGGAUAAGCAAGAAUUGCAAGAAAAAUAAAGUAGACAGAUCUUUCUCUUUGCCUUGAAUAUUGCUUCCAUGUAUUUUGGAAAAGAAAAUGAUUUCAUUUAUAAAUGAACAUACUAAAAUAGUCAUGUAUAGCCUCUAGCAUUUUAAAUUAUUUUUAUUUAUUAGAAGGAAAAUAUAUUUUUUCUUUUUUUUCCAUUGUCAUAUAUAUUCCCUAUAGCUAACAAUGCAAACUCAAAAGGAAUGUGGCCAGACUCCUUAUGCACAUUUCUCUUCUUUCUCUCUUUUUCUUUGAGGAGAAUGAUGGUCACCACCACAGUUAAUUAUAAUUAAGGGAAAUGGAUUAUUAAGACAACUUUAAAAUGGUCCAAUAAUAUAAACAUGUAUUUUAGUAAAUUUAAAAAAGAAGACAAAAGAGGGCAGGUGAAUUUCCUAGAUGGGUAUGUAUUUUGGCUGUACUGACACCAGCUCUUAAUAAAUGGAAAGUUACUUAUUUUCGAAAGUCAUAUUUUUGUAGUUUUAGUUUUCAUCCUGUAUUUCUCAUCCUUCUGUUCAUAUAUUUAAAGGGAAGACCUUCUUGCAGCUUUUCUACAAAUGCCAGAUCGGGUUUACCCUGCCAACUAACAAUACCAGGAGGGUUGUGAGCAUGCCUGGGACGUGGAAGUUGAGGACCAGAUGCACAGAAGACAUUUCUCUGUUUGUUGUUCUAAUGGUGGGGACUCCUUCCUACAUGCUGUUAUGCUUCUCAUUUCGUAUCUCCAAACCAACCAAGCAGUAAUUGCAACUUUGGAAAGGUCUGGUGGACUCUCUCCCCAUUCCCCAAGUCCAGGGCUUUUAGCCUGAAAGUUUGUAAACACCAAUGAAUAGUUUUACCUAACCACAGGAUAUGAUAACACAUUCAUGCUAUUCACUGAGUUUUUGUGUAAAAGCCAGAAAAGUUCCAUGAUCGAGGAGAUGACUUUUGCCCAGAUCUAAAUUUUGCAGGCUUUCCUUUAGUUGCUGGGACAAAACACACAAACUUGUUACAGCAACCUAAAAAAUAAUAACAACAAAAGGACAGCAUUGAAUGCACUUAAUACAGACUGUUAGAAAAAGCCUUUGAAAAUUACCAGCAAUGAAAUCUAAUGUAUCAGCCACUUCAAACUGUGGUCAAAAAGAUUCUUCUAACCAUCAGACACAAUUCCGAUGUCUCCGAGCUCUGCUGUUGCUUGCAUGCUCAGUGUAACGGCGUCCCAGCAAUUGUUCCAUUCCAAAUGAUUUUCAACUUCAAAAUGAUCAAUCUUUGAUAGAAACAUCAGGAUCUCUCUGGAGCAGCAUGGAUGUGAUAGUGAUUUUUAUUUUCUUAAAAAUGUAAACUGUGGACACUUGAAGAAACAAAACUAACCAAAAUAUCCCCCAAAGUCCCAUGCUAUCUAUUCCAUUAGGCCAUGAGCCCGUGGUACGUAGUAUGUUACAGCAAAUCAGAUCAGAGCCAAGCAAUGAAAUCAUCAUGAAAACAUAGGUCCACUAAGUACUCCAAUUACCAACGUAGGCAAAAUGAGCUUCCACCUCUGUCCCGUCCCUGCAGAGCCAAUGUAGUUGUGUUUCCACCUUGUAGGCGUCGUCCUAAAGUGACUUGUCAGACUGUGGUUACCCUGUCGUCACAUUUUUGUAGAAUUAGUUCUAUAAAAGUAUCGUGAAUAUAAUGUAUGUCCAACUGGAUUGUUGAAAAAUUACUUAUAAUCAAUCACUAGUCUACUCAGCAGACUAAAAUGACGUCAGCAUUCUCUUCAGGCUUAUAAACAUUUCUUGGUUUCCAACAGAAGUAAAAUGGGUUUGUGGGGCGAAACCCUUGCUGAGAGUUGACAACUUUCCUGAAAGCUAGGCCUUCUUCUACAUAACGAUUUUGUAUUGGGUUCACCUUAGUACAUCAAUCCACACUCUUCUUUCCUUCAUGAACCCUAGUGGGUUCCUGAUAACUUGAUAACCAUUUCUGAAUUUGUCUUAACUAUUUGGUCUCCUCUGGCAGGCACUGGUGGCCACCACCUAAAUGCUCUUCCAUUAGAGGAAGUUAGGCCACGGUGUCCCAUGCCUGCUGCCCUCUCUUCCCCAUCUCUCCAAACCAAUGCACACUGGAAACAGAAGUACAAACUCCAUGCCCUUUAUGGCUAGAGAUUUGAAUCUAAACAUUUUUUUUUUUUUUUUUAAACCAAAAUGGCUAAGAUAGUUUCCUGGAGCAAGGGCUCCCCUCCAAACACCAAUUGGCAGGAAUCCAUUUUCUUCUAAGGUAGAGCAAGGUUGUGUUGUUUUGCCUUUGUAAUAAUGAAUUGUUUGGGGCCGGAAAAUGAAAUAAGGCAUUUUUUAAAGGGAGUAUACAAAACGACUGGCUGGUGGCUCCUUUGGCAAAAACUGGUACCCAGUAGACGGAAAGUGGAAUGGAAACAGAAACGAGAUCGUAAGAUCAUUGAAGGGCUUGAAGGAAUGCCAGAGCUUCCUGAUUUGUUUCUAUUUGUUGAGCCUUCUGGCCCUGAGGGAAUCCUCACCUCACCACGCUCUGACAGACCUAUCUUCCUGGCUACAUUCGGCACAGACCAAGGAUGGCCAUCAUGGGUAUAAUCCAUGUUAUAAGGCUCUGAGGUCCCACCCCAGUUUAGGAUUCCAGAAAAGCCAUUUUCCCAAAUUAGUAACUCAAGUGCUUUGGGAAUCAAACUCACCAAGAGGCUAUUUUAAAAGCAGAAAGCACCUACUGAUAAAAGCAUCGUCACCAUCAUCAUCUUCCUCAUUAAGAAAACUUUUGCUUUCAUCUGAGCAAUUUUAUAUUUUAAAAUAGCCCCUUGAACCAAGAUAAAACACCUUCAAUAAAAGUGGUUGUGACUAAGUCACGUUGGGGAACACCCAGAAGCUCUUUCCUUCCAAAGCUUGGGGCAUCUUAUAAUGUACUUUGUAUAAAAUUUAAUUGAGGACUUUAAAUAAACAGGGAAUUAGAACUGUUUGGUUAGGAUUAGAAAGGGAGAAAGUGAGAAGGCAUAAGAACAUUGGGGAUAUUUUCAUGUUGAAAAGCGAAGAGUCCAAGUUUCCUACUUAUGGUUGAAUACGAGGGUUCACAAGCUACAUCUGCAAAUAGCUAGCUAUGCACUUCGAAAAUGUUCUUUCAACUCUGUGAGUCUCAGUGACCUCAUUUGUAAAUGAAAGUGAUUCAUCUAGAUGACUCUAAGGUCCCUUUCAGAUCUGAGAGGAUGUGCUAUGAGUUAAAAGGGGGGGGAGGAGCAUGGGAACAAGCCAAGCCCCUGGAGACAGUCUUGUCCUGUACUAGAAUAAUGGUCCUUCUUGCUGCACCACCCAGGCAGUCCUCCUGAGGGUAGUGCCUUUUCUGCUCUGGACACGUAGCAGUUAUGUUCAUUCCUCUGCUUUACAUUUGGGAGUCUCCUUAGGUUCAAAACGCAAAUUUCAAAAUUCAAACUCACCUGAAUCAUGUUGAUCCGAUCUUUCUGUGUGUUCCUAGGGUUUUCUUCUCAGUCUCAUCCUGGCCUGCCUUUUUUAUUGGCUCAAGGCUCAAUUUCCAUCAAUCCCUUCAUUUCUAACCCAUAUCUCCAAUCUCCAAUAUGUAGUUAGAGGCUCACAAGCCCCAGAUUUCUGCAGUUUUCCUCAUUUUUAUUUCCACACGUGGAUCUGGGCACUAGGAAGGUAUCAGUCUUACUUCUCACUUCAUUUCCCAUCCUCUGUUUAUUUGAUUUUUUUCCUUUCAUUAGUACACCAACUAUUUCUUUGCUACUUACAUUCAUAAGUCUAAUUUUCAUCUACCAUUUUUCUUUGUCAAAGAGAAUCUCAGUUUAAAAACAAGGAAGGAAGAGAGGUAGAAAGGGAGAGAGAGAAAAAAAAUCAAACCAAUUGCGACGUGAGUCACCUUACUUAUAGGCGACUAAACACAUCAUUCAAAUUGGACGUGGAAUUCCAGUGCAGAAUCCGUCCAUUUACUCUGGGGAGCAGAGGGAAAGUAAGAUGAGACUUCAGAGAAGGGGCUAGAAAGUAAAUUGUCUUAAGGGCCAAGCUAAGAGGUUGAGGCUUGCUCUAGAAACUCAUGGAAAGCCACUAAAUGUUUUAAACACAGAGUGACAAACACCAAUAUCUGUGCAUUUUUUAGGUUGUAUAUUUUGCGAAGUCAGCUCUUCCUGGAAGUCAUCAAGAGCAGAUAUGCAGAGUUGAACAUUUUCUCAGCAGCAUGGAGUUCUCAAGGGUGCAAACUCCAAGUCCACAACUCAGCACAUGAAGUCCUACCUUCUUCAAAUAAAUGUUAUAGAUCCUACUACUUGUAGAAGGUCAAAUGGCAGGGUAGGGGCUGGUUUGGGGUCUGGUUUGAGGGCUGGCUGUUGGGGUCAUUGGCUGUAGUUCUGGAAAAGGUUCUUUGUGAAAGGAACAGUUAAUUGGGACCUCAAUAGAGGAACCCUGUGGAGGAAUAGGAAAGAAUGCGGGCAGCUGAGAACUGUUGUGUUAAUUAGUUCAAAGUGGAAGAAGCUGAGCACGAUUUAUAAAGGCAGGCUUUUCAGGCAAAAGGCAUGGGGAAAGUGGAGCUGAGAGGAGGGCUACGGAAGGUCCUGUGGAUUUGGACGUCAGAACCACAGAGGUAUGUACACAGUGGAGUGUAUGGCUGGGUUCUCUGAAGGAGGAAGGGUAGGUGUGGAAGGUGUUUUGAAGGCAGAAAAACAUGGGGGCUACAACCAUAUUUUUUUAAGGGCUAAAAGGAGCAAAAUAAGUAGGUACUCCUUGGAAAAGGAGACCUAGGGUACUCCAGAAUCAGAAAAAUGGGAAACCAGAGAUGGAAACUUUAAGAAAGAGAGGGGGGGGUCAUCCAUGAGGUUGGAAAUGAAGGUGUUGGAGAUGGCGACUCAGAAGUAAAAGGACUCACUCGAAGAGGGCAGGGACUUUGCUUGUUUGUUUUAUCUCUAGAGCUUGUCAUGAGGCCUGGCUCCGGGUGGGCAGUCAGUCGGUCGCUCUGUGUUUCUUUGGAUGCCGUAGGCGAUGGAGGUUGGAUAGGACUUCUAGGUCACUGGAGAAGGAUCGGAAGAGAGGGAUGUUGAGGUGUGCUUCUUCUUUUGCCUCCCUGUUCAUGUCAUUCCAUUGUUCCUCAUCUCCACACACCGGCGGCUCUGGUUUCAGCGUUCCUAAAACAAAUGCAACAAUCCCUUUGCUUUAGUGGCUUUUCUGGACAGGCAGCAUGAGAAGAGAGGGUUUUCGGCUUGGUGAAAAUCAAUCUUAAUUGCUAGGUAGAUUUCAAAUUUAAAAAGCUUUCCUUUGGUCUAUUUUUUCCCCUCAAGGACUUCUGUGUUUCUUCUCCUCCACCUUGCUAUUCAGCAGAACAGGGACAAAAGUGACACCAAAGUGCUCCAGUGUGCCUGCCUUAGGAAGCUUUCCUGGGCCCGCUGUUGAGAAUCUUAGAUGGAAAUGUCCACACGGCACCGUCAUACGCCCGCCAGAGCAAACUAGAGCGUCCGUCACGUGGGAUUCAGGGUCAGUGUGAGAAAGGCAGCCAGCAGGUAGGGGAGCCCUGCCAACAAGGUUGAUGGAGCCCCACUUCCGCACUAAACCAAAGCUCCCCCUGCCCCGGAGCAGCCUGCUGCCCUCCCUUCCUUCCGCUGAGCACAGCCUGAGACACAUUUGACCAGAACUGCAACAUUUCAAACACGAACCAAGGUCUGCCUGGAAAUCCUAAUUAAAAAUGUUCCAUUCCCAGGUGACACAAUCACAUCCUGCCUAAAACUUCUGGCCCACAUCCCACCACCCAGAUGCUGAAAAGAAACCUUCCCCCACUUAACACCAAAACCUGCACUCAAUGUUUCUUCAGGGGACAAAGAAAAAAAAAAAAAAGUAUUCUUAUAUAGAGGUCAGCCUACGAGUUCAUUAAGGAAAAAGAGCGUGGCUUAUUCAUCUGUCUUUCAGACGUUUGAUUGUUGGCAUUAUGGUGGUGGUGGUGAUGGUGAUGAUGAUUGAUGAUAAUGAUGAUGAUGGUAAUGAUGAACUUCUAUGACCUAACCGGAUUGGAAGAGAGACUAAAUGCUGGUGCUCUGAAAUGAUCUCCUCAACUCUGUCAUCUGUAACAACCAGUGAUAACUCUCUUGUCUUGUAAAAAGGGUUUGUACAUAACUUGUACAUGGUUUCAUUUUGUAUUUUUCGCAGAUUAAAAAUUUAUGUAUUUGUGUUCUAAAA
Molecule: messenger RNA, 10252 nt
Organism: Balaenoptera ricei (Rice's whale)
Lineage: Eukaryota; Metazoa; Chordata; Mammalia; Artiodactyla; Balaenopteridae
Gene: KCNMA1
Product: potassium calcium-activated channel subfamily M alpha 1
Exons: 29
Coding region: 289-3975 (1228 amino acids)
Biological process (GO): transmembrane transport; potassium ion transport
Cellular component (GO): postsynaptic membrane
Molecular function (GO): large conductance calcium-activated potassium channel activity
Source: RefSeq, a predicted model, not a curated record